AAUGCCAGCAGGAGGACUGCACACGUAUUCUUUUAGACCAUGGUGCCGAUCCCAAAGUGAGUGACAUCUAUGACAACAUGGCUUUACACUAUGCAGCUUGUGGUGAGUGUGUAACAACAGUGGCACAGCUCCUGUCAUACAACGGAGGCAUCAAGGCGAGAAACAAGCAAGGUCUCACACCACUUUUGCUUGCUGUAAGUGAAACAAAUUAUCAGAUGGUGAAGUAUUUUCUAAUGGAAGGAGCAAACGUACAUGCUGUUGAUUGUUGUAAAAGAACAGGACUUAGAAAUUACAUCAGUGGAAGAAGAAAGUCCUGAUGGAAGUGAAUAUAACCACCUGCAGGUAAUUGUGAGACAACUCCAGCAACAACGGGAUGACACCGUAAUACAACAACCUAAUUUAGAGGCUUUGCUAGAGGUUACCUCAUAUUGCUGUACUAAUGUACAAGAUAAGACUUGGUACUUAAGGAAGAAAUUAAAUAAAUUCAUAAGUCAAGUAGAACCAGCACCACAAGAGAAGUUAGAGCAUUUGAGAGAGCAUGAUGAUGCUUCAUGUGGAAGGCAAAUGGAACUCAGAAUUAAAGAUCUGGAAUCUCAACUCUCCAAAAAAAAUUCUCAAGAGGACUCUAUUAAAACUGAAUUGGAGAAAUAUAAACAAUUCUACCUAGAAGAAUGAAAGAUUAUCGUGUCAUUGGCGAAUCAACUAAACAAGUACGUCAAAACAGAAUCAGAGAAAAUAAAUUAAGCUCAUUAAUUUGCAUCUAAAGCAUUAUUUCUGUUGAGCCAAGUUUAUAAGAUUAGUAGGAAGUGAAAGCUAAAUGGAUAGCAUAUUCUG
This is a messenger RNA of Manis pentadactyla (Chinese pangolin), 834 nucleotides long. It is a transcript of the gene ANKRD26, whose product is annotated as ankyrin repeat domain containing 26. The transcript is spliced from 5 exons. The record is from RefSeq and is a predicted model, not a curated record. Lineage: Eukaryota; Metazoa; Chordata; Mammalia; Pholidota; Manidae. Bases 253 to 675 code for a protein of 140 amino acids.